AUGGAAAUGAACACCAAUCGUGUAAAUCAAACACCAACACAACAAGAUGUCCACGAUCUAUCACCGAAGCCCCCGCCACAACCACCGCCGGAAGAAAAUAAUACAAAAUUCGUUCUACAUUCAGAUAAAGAUCCUUACGACUACAUAUCCCAAAGAUGUACAGCUAAACCUACGAAUACCCUAGAAUCAACAGGACAUCUCAUCAAGGGCUGUCUGGGCGGUGGGAUACUGGGUAUUCACGAGGCUUACAUGAAAUGCGGUCUCUGGUCUUCGCUUUUCAUCACAAUAGUCUUCGGCUUUUAUAUCACUUAUUGCGUACAUAUCUUAGUCAAAUCGGCGCAAACAUUAUACAAAAGACUUCAUUUACCAGAAAUGUCUUACCCAGACGUUGCAGAGGCGUCUUUAGAAGUCGGACCAUUCCCUAGAUUAAGAAAAUAUAGCAAAUUUUUCAGGUACGCGGUAGACGCAAUUAUAUGCAUAGAUUUAUUCGGUGCAUGUUGCGUAUACCAGAUAAUAAUAGCCAAAACAAUACAACAACUGGUUGAAAGCAAAGACGACGUAGCCUGGGAGGAUAUAGAUAGAUUGAGGCUGUACGUACUGGCUCUCUUACUGCCGAUACUACUGCUCUGUAUGAUAACCACGUUGAAAUAUCUGGCACCGUUCACACUACUCGCGGACGUUUUUAUUAUUGCAUGCGUGAUAGCGACCGUAGUGUACAGCCUACGCGUUGCUCCUAAAAUAUCAGAGGUCCCAGCGUGGAAGGACGCCUUGGGUUUCUUCGAGUUUUGUGGCAUUGUUGUAUUUAGUAUGGAAGGAAUAGGAGUAUCUCUGCCAAUUGAGAACAAUAUGAAAGAUCCUAAACAAUUUCCUAAAGUACUUUGUGCUGGUAUGAGUGUUGUUGUUUCUUUUCUAAUAAUUGUUGGAUUUUUCGGUUAUUGGGGAUUCGGUGAAAAUUCUAUAUCACCAGUGACUCUCAAUUUUCCAUCCGCAAUUUUUCCAACAAUCCUCAAAUGUCUAAUGGCGAUAAUGAUUUUCAUAACAUUCGCCCUUAACUUCUGGGCGCCUUUCAAUCUCGUUUGGUUCUAUUUGUCAAAGAAACAUGAUCCGAAGAGACAUUGGCUUUGGGAAAGGGUGUACAGAGCUGUGUUUAUUGUUGCCAUCACAUCUAUCGCUAUUGCCUUUCCUAAUAUUGGGAAUUUGAUGGGCUUGCUUGGAGCUUUCUGCCUGUCGAAUAUGGGUUUUAUAUUUCCAGCGCUAAUAGAACUUCUCGUCAUUUGGGAAGUUCCUGGCCUCGGAAGAUACAAAUGGCGUCUAUGGAAGAAUGUUUUUGUUAUAAUUGUAGGAAUACUGUUAUUUGUUGCUGGCACUUAUUCUAACCUCAAAGGCCUUAUAUCAAAUAUAUGA
Messenger RNA from Papilio machaon (common yellow swallowtail), 1404 nucleotides. RefSeq names its product proton-coupled amino acid transporter-like protein pathetic. The coding region runs from base 1 to 1404 and encodes 467 amino acids. Lineage: Eukaryota; Metazoa; Arthropoda; Insecta; Lepidoptera; Papilionidae. Gene Ontology annotation, biological process: amino acid transmembrane transport. Gene Ontology annotation, cellular component: vacuolar membrane. Gene Ontology annotation, molecular function: amino acid transmembrane transporter activity. The record is from RefSeq and is a predicted model, not a curated record. The transcript has 9 exons.